AUGUGGCUGACCAAACAUGAACGGGAAAUAUCUAUUAACAGUGACAACCCGCCACCAUUGUGUAUUCAGAAAGAAAUAUCCAAUCCUCAUACGCCAUUGGUUCCGAUUCCCGUCAUUGAUAUCAGUUUACUGUCAUCUGAGGAACGAGAAGAUGAUGAGCUCGAAAGGCUUAGAGUGGCUCUCACUUCUUGGGGUUGCUUUCGGGCUAUAGGCCAUGGAAUUGAAAGUUCAUUUCUUGACAAAGUACGCGAAAUCGGAAAGCAAUUCUUUGUUCUUCCCCCGGAAGAGAAACAGAAGUUUGGUCGUGCAGCUAACGAUCUUGAAGGAUAUGGAAAUGACCCCAAUGUUUCCCGCAAAAUCAUUUUUAAUCGGUCCGAACGCAUUCUAAUUAAGGUAGCCCCUGAAGACCAACGAAGACUUGAACGUUGGCCCAGCAACCCCAGUGAUUUCCUAGAAGUAUUGGAUGAAUAUUCAGCCAUAAUGAAAAGCAAAUCGCGCCUUCUGCUGAGGGCCAUGGCUAGAUCGUUGAAUCUGGAAGAGGAUUGCUUCUUGAAUGCAUAUGGAGAUGAAGAGCUGAUAGGAGCAAGGUUCAAUUAUUAUCCAGCAAGUUCAAGUUCAGAUAUAGUUCAGGGUGCUGAACCUCACUCAGAUGGAUCAGGAAUAACAAUUCUUUUACAAGACAAACAAGUGGAAGGCCUCCAAGUUCUGAAAGAUGGUAAAUGGUCUAGGGUUCCCAUAAUUCCUGAUGCACUAGUUGUCAAUGUCGGCGAUCAGAUGCAGAUAAUAAGUAAUGGAAUAUUCAAGAGCCCAACGCAUAGAGUAAUAUUGGAAUCAAAGAAGGAGAGGAUCUGGGUGGCAGUGUUCCACUUGCCCCAAUAUGAGGUAGAGAUCGGACCAGUUCAAUGUUUGAUUGAUGAAAAUAGACCACAACAGUACAGGAACCUCAAGAAUUAUCGCGGACAUUACGAGGACAGCCUCUUUCAAGGAAAGGCGCCACUGGAGAUCCUUGUGAACAAAAUUGGUAAAUACAUUUCAUGGGUGCUAGUUGGUUACAUCAGUGAACCUCACCCAGAUGGAUCAGGAGUAACAAUUCUUCUACAAGACAAACAGGUGGAAGGCCUCCACGUUCGGAAAGAUGGUAAGUGGUCUAGGGUUCCCUUAAUUCCUGAUGCUCUAGUUGUCAAUGUCGGCGAUCAGAUGCAGUUAAUAAGUAAUAGAAUAUUCAAGAGCCCAAUGCAUAUGGUGGAAUCAAAGAAGGAGAGGAUCACGCUGGCGGUGUUCCAGGGGCCCCCAUACGAUGUACAGAUCGGACCAGUUCAAUGUUUGAUUGAUGAAAAUAGACCACAACAAUCUUCUGUUGUUUGGUCUUGGUUUUGGUCUUUUGCUCUGCGUUUUCAGGUUUUUCCUGAAUUCUAA
Messenger RNA from Hevea brasiliensis (rubber tree), 1416 nucleotides. RefSeq names its product jasmonate-induced oxygenase 4-like. The coding region runs from base 1 to 1416 and encodes 471 amino acids. The record is from RefSeq and is a predicted model, not a curated record. The transcript is spliced from 7 exons. NCBI's taxonomy places the organism in Eukaryota, Viridiplantae, Streptophyta, Magnoliopsida, Malpighiales, Euphorbiaceae.